Exaiptasia diaphana is the source of this 486-nucleotide messenger RNA. RefSeq names its product potassium channel KAT3. The record is from RefSeq and is a predicted model, not a curated record. Gene Ontology annotation, cellular component: membrane. The annotation marks the transcript as partial. Gene Ontology annotation, biological process: potassium ion transport. Gene Ontology annotation, molecular function: voltage-gated potassium channel activity; protein-containing complex binding. Lineage: Eukaryota; Metazoa; Cnidaria; Anthozoa; Actiniaria; Aiptasiidae. The transcript has 4 exons.
UUCUUUAACAAUCAACAGAUGGCCGUGAAAAUGAACUUGGCACCAAUACCACAAUCCUGCGUGCCGUCAAAUACCUGGCAAUGGGUACAACGGUGUUGCAUCUGUUUUCCUGUGUCUGGUUCUUUCUUGCUUGUGACAAUGUUGGGAUCCCUGAUGCGACUUGCAAAGCAACAAGCUGGGCCAUGGUUCUAGAGACAGGAGUUGACAAGGCAACAUUGUGGAAGAAAUAUGUGUAUACAUUGUACUGGGCAACAGCUACAGCUACCUCAACUGGCUAUGGUGAUGUCCAUGCCGUUACUAACACAGAGAAGUGGUUUUCCAUUGUUGCUAUGUUGAUGGGCUCCUCUCUUCAAAGGMUUGAGCUCAGGCUUCAAGCGGAUGUUAUCCCUUGUGAUCAGACCCAUGUUCUUUAUGCCAAACCAAGUGAUUGCCCACAAAGGAGAAAUUGGUCACCACAUGUUUUAUAUACACAAAGGCAAAGCAGAU